Messenger RNA from Ogataea philodendri, 672 nucleotides. RefSeq lists its product as uncharacterized. The record is from RefSeq and is a predicted model, not a curated record. The coding region runs from base 1 to 672 and encodes 223 amino acids. NCBI's taxonomy places the organism in Eukaryota, Fungi, Ascomycota, Pichiomycetes, Pichiales, Pichiaceae. The transcript is spliced from 2 exons.
AUGUGCAAUGGGACUUCGUUGAACUUGUUCUUUGCAAGCUGGCUUUCGAGAAAGUUGUGGAUCAAGAAUCUCGAGAAGUUGAACAAUGUGGAAGAGUUGCGAGCGUGGAACGAGUACAGCGCACCAAUGGCAGCCAUGGACAAUAAAAGCGGGAUCUGUUCCAAGUUCUUCUCAACAUUGAGUGUUGGGAUGUGCACGAACGGGAAGUUGUAUUUGGUCAUAAUAUGGUUGCGCACAAACUCCGAACAACGGCCAGGGAUUGUGGAGUGUUUUUGGCUUUGCGAGAUCGGGAUCUUCUUGAACAGGUCCAGCUGUCUCGAGCGAAAGAAUUGCGACAGGUCAUUGGUUGGCGAGUCGUCAGAGAGCGGUGAAUGGUUCGAGUUGUUUGUUCCGGGCGAGUCGGUGAAACCAAUGUGGUUGGAAACCGUAGGGAACUCCUUUUCGAUCGGUGCGUUCAUGAACUCAAACAGCCAGUCCUCGUUAACGUUGUGGUUUUCUGCCGUCGGGCCCUUUGAGUCUCUCUUGUCUGGACUUGUGACCGAGUUGUUGCUAAAAAUGCUACUUUCGGGAGUGAAGUCGAACGCUUGCGACUGGAGUUUGUUCUGGACAACCAGCGGAACAGACGAGCUGGUGGACUGGUUGUGGCUGGACGACUGCUCGUUGAGUCCUUGA